AUGAAUAUAGUCGAAGAAGGCGCAAUAGCGCACGUGGAACAGCAACGAGAUAGUAGUCCUGGGAACAUCGACGUUGAGAAGGGACGGGGUGAGGAGCUGGACUUUUGCGCCACGGGACUUUACAACAAGAAGGAAAAGGAUCUACCGCCGUUGAAAGGGUUGUCGUUUCUGGACCAGUUUUUGGUACUAUGGAUUCUCGUUGCUAUGGGUGUUGGCAUUGCCAUUGGUAACACAGUCGACACUGCCGGACCUGCGUUACAGAGGGGCGAGUUUGUAGGUGUUAGUAUACCAAUUGCCAUUGGCCUCCUUGUCAUGAUGUACCCCAUCUUAUGCAAAGUCCGCUACGAAACACUACACCUCCUACUCUCGCACAAAGCUCUCUGGAUACAAAUCGGCAUCUCCUUCGUCUUGAACUGGAUCAUCGCACCGCUUUUCAUGGUUGGCCUGGCGUGGGCGUUCCUCCCGGAUCGUCAGGACCUGAGAGAAGGAUUGAUCUUCGUCGGCAUUGCACGUUGUAUCGCGAUGGUGCUCAUCUGGACGGAUUUGGCAAAAGGAGACGGAGAUUACUGCGCUGUGCUCGUGGCCUUCAACUCGAUACUCCAGAUCGUUCUCUUUGCACCUCUUGCAAUCUUUUACGUUCAGAUCGUCAGUCAUGGUGCAAAGACGAACGUCUCGUAUGAGAAAGUUGCGCAAAGUGUUGGUGUGUUCUUGGGGAUACCGCUUGGUGCAGCAGUCCUCACGCGGUUGGCAUUGAGAGCCAUCAUUGGUGAGGAGAGUUACCAACGACGCUUCCUCCGGUAUAUUGGGCCUCUCUCCCUGAUUGGUCUUCUGUACACGAUCAUUGUGCUGUUCGCCAGCCAGGGUGCGCAUGUCGUCAGGCAGAUCACGGACGUCUUGCGGAUAUGCGCACCGCUAUUGGUGUACUUCCUUGUCCUUUUCUCGGUCACAGUCUGGUUCUGCUACAAGAUGGGUUUCGAGUACAAGCUUAGCUGUGUCCAAGGUUUCACAGCAGCGAGCAACAACUUCGAGCUUGCCAUUGCCGUAGUAGUUGCGGUGUACGGUGCCUCGAGUGGGCAAGCGUUGGCGAGUACUGUCGGUCCGUUGAUUGAAGUUCCGGUGCUUGUCAUCCUGGUGUAUGUCCUACAAUGGUUAAGGAAGCGAUGGCAGUGGGCCUAA
Molecule: messenger RNA, 1176 nt
Organism: Macroventuria anomochaeta
Lineage: Eukaryota; Fungi; Ascomycota; Dothideomycetes; Pleosporales; Didymellaceae
Product: arsenical-resistance protein ACR3
Exons: 3
Coding region: 1-1176 (391 amino acids)
Biological process (GO): antimonite transmembrane transport; arsenite transport
Cellular component (GO): plasma membrane
Molecular function (GO): antimonite transmembrane transporter activity; antiporter activity; arsenite transmembrane transporter activity
Source: RefSeq, a predicted model, not a curated record